Messenger RNA from Vigna radiata var. radiata (mung bean), 568 nucleotides. Its product is annotated as DNA-directed RNA polymerase III subunit RPC10-like. Gene Ontology annotation, biological process: DNA-templated transcription; termination of RNA polymerase III transcription. Gene Ontology annotation, molecular function: zinc ion binding; nucleic acid binding; DNA-directed RNA polymerase activity. The transcript is spliced from 4 exons. Gene Ontology annotation, cellular component: RNA polymerase III complex. The record is from RefSeq and is a predicted model, not a curated record. Bases 133 to 468 code for a protein of 111 amino acids. Lineage: Eukaryota; Viridiplantae; Streptophyta; Magnoliopsida; Fabales; Fabaceae.
UUAAAAUUUUAAUUGGAGUUAACAGGAAUUGGGAAAAGGGGGAAGAGAGGGAAGAGAAGGAAGAAGGUUCUGGACUUGGAAGGGAGAAGAAGGUUAGAAUCAUCUUUACUGCACACAAAGAAGAUAUAGACGAUGGAGUUUUGUCCCACAUGCGGUAACAUGCUGCAGUUUGAAUUGCCCUAUUUGGAUCGGCAUGCAAGAUUUUUUUGUUCCGCUUGUCCAUAUGUUUGCUACGUCAACAAUAGGGUCAAGAUCAAAAGAAAGCAAAGGUUGGUGAAAAAAGAAAUAGAGCCUAUCAUCUCCCCAGAUGACAUGAAGAAUGCUCCAAAAACUGAGGCGACAUGCCCAUAUUGCGGUCAUGGCGAAGCUGCUUUCAAAGAAUUUCAGACUAGAUCUGCUGACGAGCCAGCAACUCUAUUUUAUCGUUGCUUGAAUGAUAGAUGUCAAAAACAAUGGCGCGAAGAUUGAUUUCAACCUUGUGCUAUAUAUUUUUCCUUGUCCAAGGAUGGAAAAGCUUUUGAAGUUGAUUAUAAUUGGGCUUAUAUUACAGCCAAGUGGUUUUGGAUCA